AUGGCCCUCGCGUCGCCGCCGCCGUGGUGGCUCACCACGGACGCCUGCGACCUCCCCUCCGCACCCGCCGCGAGGCUAGGGGAAUGGGCCGCCUUCCUCUUCCUCUCCACGUGCUCGCAGCGGAUGCUCCUCUCCGCCGCGUCCGCGGUCUUCCUCGUCGCGCUGCUCUGCCUCGGCGCCGCCAAACUCAUCUCCACACGGCGACGACGCCAUGCCCUCAACGGCGAAGACAAGCAGCCGCUGCUGGACAGGGACGGGGUCCACGGGGACCGGGGGCGGGCCGUGGUUGUUCGGGUCGGCGCCGGGUUCGUCGUCGCGCUGGCUGCGUCCGGUGUCCUCGCCGCGUUCUACGCCGUGCUGCUCGUCCUUUCCCUGGUCAACAGGGGCGGCGAGGCCCUGGAGGUGGUGUUCCUGGCGCUGCAGUGCGCGGCGCACCUGGCCGCCGCGGCCGUCGUCGCGCACGAGAAGCGGUUCCGCGCGGCAGCGCACCCGCUGACCCUGCGCCUCUACUGGCUGGCGGCGCCCGCGCUGACGGCGCUCCUCGCCGGCACCUCCGUCGCGCGCCUCGCGUCGGGCGCGGCUAGGCUCCCGGACGACGCGCUGGCCAUCGCGGCGCUGGUCCUGUCCCUUCCCCUCCCGCUCCUCUCCAUCCUCGGGUCCACGGGCGUCGUAGCCGUGGCGGCGGUCAGCGACGACGCCACCGGGGCCGCGGCGGCGGACGAGGAGACCACCACCACCACCACCGACAGCAACAGCAAGGCGAACGUGACCCCGUACGCGACGGCGUCGUGGGCGUCGCGCGCGACGUGGGCGUGGAUGAACCCGCUGGUGCAGCGCGGGUACCGGUCGGCGCUGGAGCUGUCGGACGUGCCGACGCUGGCGCCGUCCCACCGGCCCGAGCGCAUGCACGAGCUCUUCACCCUGCACUGGCCGUCGUCGUGGGCGUCCAAGGACAACAACCCGGUCCGGCACACGCUGUUCCGCACCUUCUGGGCGCAGUUCCUGCUGAACGCGUCGCUGGCGCUGCUCCGCCUCACCGUCAUGUACGUGGGGCCGACGCUGAUCCAGAGCUUCGUGGACUUCACGUCGGCGGGUGCCGGGCAGCGGCCGCUCGGGGAGGGCGCGCGGCUGGUGGCGACGCUGCUGGCGGCCAAGUGCGCGGAGGCGCUGUGCAGCCACCAGUACAACUUCCACUGCCAGAAGCUGGGGAUGCAGAUCCGGGGCGCCCUCAUCGUGGCGCUCUACCGCAAGGGGCUCCGCCUCUCGUGCUCCGCGCGCCAGAAGCACGGCCUCGGCAUGAUCGUCAACUACAUGGCCGUCGACGCGCAGCAGCUGUCCGACAUGAUGCUGCAGAUCCACUACCUCUGGCUCAUGCCGCUCCAGGUUGGCGUUGCGCUGGGCCUGCUGUACACGUACCUCGGGCCUCCGGUGACGUCGGCUCUGAUCGGCGUCGCGGGCGUGAUGGUGUUCGUGCUCCUGGGCACCCGGCGCAACAACCGGUACCAGUUCUCGCUGAUGAAGGAGCGCGACCAGCGGAUGAAGGCGACGAACGAGAUGCUCAACUACAUGCGCGUCAUCAAGUUCCAGGCGUGGGAGGAGCACUUCAACGCGCGCAUCGGCCGCUUCCGCCACCGCGAGUUCGGCUGGCUCUCCCGCUUCAUGUACUCCAUCUCGGGCAACAUCAUCGCGCUCUGGAGCGCCCCCGUCGUCGUCUCCGCGCUCGUCUUCGCCACCUGCGUGCUCACCGGCGGGGUGCGCCUCGACGCUGGCCUCGUCUUCACCGCAACGUCCUUCUUCAAGAUCCUGCAGGAGCCCAUGCGGAACUUCCCGCAGGCGAUGAUCCAGGCGUCGCAGGCGAUGAUCUCGCUGCAGCGACUUGACUCGUACAUGACUAGCGCGGAGCUUGACGAGGGCGCCGUGGAGAGGGAGCCCGCCGCGGCGUCCGGCUGCGACGGCGGCAUGGCCGUGCAGGUGAAGGACGGCGUGUUCGCGUGGGACGACGAGGUGGACGCCGGGCAGGAGGUGCUGCGCGGCAUCGACCUGGACAUCCGGACGGGCGCGCUGGCGGCAGUGGUGGGCAUGGUUGGCUCCGGCAAGUCGUCGUUGCUCGGCUGCAUCCUCGGCGAGAUGCGCAAGUUCUCCGGCAAGGUAAAGGUUUGCGGCAGCACGGCAUAUGUGGCACAGACGGCAUGGAUCCAGAACGGCACCAUUGAGGAAAACAUCCUGUUUGGGAAGCCCAUGCACCGGGAGAGGUAUAAGGAGGUCAUCAGGGUGUGCUGCCUGGAGAAGGACCUCGAGAUGAUGGAAUUCGGCGACCAAACGGAGAUCGGGGAGCGUGGCAUCAACCUUAGCGGCGGGCAGAAGCAACGCAUACAGCUCGCACGUGCCGUUUACCAGGACUGCGAUAUAUACCUCCUCGACGAUGUAUUCAGUGCGGUCGAUGCGCACACGGGCACUGAGAUCUUCAAGGAAUGUGUUAGAGGUGCUCUGAAGAACAAGACCAUAGUGCUCGUGACACACCAAGUUGAUUUCUUGCACAAUGCUGAUAUCAUAUAUGUGAUGAAGGACGGAAUGAUCGUACAAUCCGGCAAGUACAAUGAGCUCCUCCAGGCCGGCACCGACUUCGCGGCACUGGUCGCAGCGCACGACAGCUCCAUGGAGCUCGUGGAGAGCGCGGCGCCGGCGAGCGAGCGCGAGCUGCCCCUCUCCCGGCAGCCGUCGAACAAGACCGCUGCGGGCAGGGCGUCCAACGGCGACUCGUCCUCGUCCUCCAUCGUGGCGCCCAAGGCCGAGAAGGCGUCGGCGCGGCUGAUCAAGGACGAGGAGCGCGCUAGCGGGCACGUCAGCUUCACCGUGUACAAGCAGUACAUGACGGAGGCCUGGGGGUGGUGGGGGCCGCUUGUGGUGGUGGCUGUCUCCGUGGUGUGGCAGGGCUCUCUGAUGGCCAGCGACUACUGGCUCGCCGACCAGACCUCCGAGGAGAACGCAACCUCGUUCCAGCCGUCGCUGUUCAUCAACGUGUACGCCAUCAUCGCCGCCGUCUCGGUGGUGCUCGUCGCGGCUCGCUCCUUCCUCGUGGCCAUCAUUGGCCUCCAGACGGCGGACCGGUUCUUCAAGCAGAUCCUCAACAGCAUCCUGCACGCGCCCAUGUCCUUCUUCGACACCACGCCAUCAGGCAGGAUCCUCAGCAGGGCGUCGUCAGAUCAGACGAACGUUGAUCUCUUCCUGCCGUUCUUCGUCUGGAUGAGCGUGUCCAUGUACAUCACCGUGAUCAGUGUGCUUAUCGUCACGUGUCAAGUGGCGUGGCCGUCCGUCAUCGCCAUCAUCCCUCUGGUGAUACUGAACAUCUGGUGUUUCAGGAAGGAGGACAGCUUCUUGCAGGAGAACCUGAACCGGGUGAACUCAAGCCUGAGGAUGGACUUCCACAACAAUGGUGCCAACGAGUGGCUUGGUUUCCGGCUCGAGCUCAUUGGAAGCUUUGUUCUCUGCUUCACAGCUGUUCUCAUGGUCACAUUGCCAAGCAGCAUCGUCAAGUCAGAAUAUGUUGGUCUAUCACUAUCAUAUGGUCUAUCUCUCAACCAGGUGUUGUUCUGGGCCAUCUGGAUCAGUUGCUUCAUUGAAAACAAGAUGGUCUCAGUUGAGAGGAUAAAGCAAUUCACAAAUAUUCCUUCAGAGGCCGCAUGGAGGAUCAAGGACUGCCUACCAGAUUCUAACUGGCCAACAAAAGGUGACAUCGAUGUCAUUGAUCUUAAGUUUAGGUAUAGGCACAACACUCCUCUAGUGUUGAAGGGCAUCACGAUAAGCAUACAUGGAGGAGAGAAGAUUGGAGUUGUCGGUAGAACUGGUAGUGGGAAAUCAACACUGAUCCAGGCAUUGUUCAGAAUAGUGGAGCCUUCUGAGGGGAGAAUAAUCAUCGACGGUGUUGACAUCUGCACUUUAGGACUCCAUGACCUUAGGUCACGGUUUGGUAUCAUCCCUCAGGAACCUGUUCUCUUUGAAGGGACCAUUAGGAGCAAUAUUGAUCCACUUGAGCAGUAUUCUGAUGAUGAAAUCUGGCAGGCUUUGGACCGUUGUCAGUUGAAAGAAGCCGUGGCUUCAAAACCGAAAAGCUUGAUGCUUCAGCUAUAUACUGACAAUGAACAUAAUUUGUCUUUUGUCCACCUAGUUGUCGACAAUGGUGAGAACUGGAGUGUUGGACAACGGCAACUGCUAUGCCUUGGCCGGGUGAUGCUAAAGCGCAGCAGAAUACUGUUCAUGGACGAGGCCACUGCAUCCGUUGAUUCCCAGACCGAUGCUGUGAUUCAGAAGAUCAUCCGGGAAGACUUUGCAGCUUGUACCAUUAUCAGCAUUGCGCACAGAAUACCAACGGUGAUGGACUGCGACAGGGUCCUGGUUAUAGAUGCAGGACUAGCGAAGGAGUUUGACCGGCCUGCAAAUCUGAUCGAGAGGCCAUCUCUCUUUGGAGCAUUGGUUCAAGAGUACGCGAACCGUUCGUCUGACGUUUAG
This is a messenger RNA of Miscanthus lutarioriparius, 4506 nucleotides long. NCBI's taxonomy places the organism in Eukaryota, Viridiplantae, Streptophyta, Magnoliopsida, Poales, Poaceae. The record is from the annotation of a GenBank genome assembly.